CAAGAAACGCUCCCUUCUCGCUGCUUGACCCCUGGUUCUUUCUUCCCUCUGUCCCUCCCUACUGCCGCCGUUGCUUCAGGAGCUGCCGCUCCCGGAGGAGCUCCCGGCACGGUAAUGGGGUCUCGGGCCUCCACGUUACUGCGGGACGAAGAGCUCGAGGAGAUCAAGAAGGAGACCGGCUUUUCCCACAGUCAGAUCACUCGCCUCUACAGCCGAUUCACCAGCCUGGACAAAGGAGAGAACGGGACUCUCAGCCGGGAAGAUUUCCAGAGGAUUCCAGAGCUUGCCAUCAACCCACUGGGGGACCGGAUCAUCAAUGCCUUCUUUCCAGAGGGAGAGGACCAGGUGAAUUUCCGUGGAUUCAUGAGAACUUUGGCUCAUUUCCGACCCAUUGAGGAUAAUGAAAAGAGCAAAGAUGUGAAUGGACCAGAACCACUCAACAGCAGAAGCAACAAACUGCAUUUUGCUUUCCGGCUGUACGAUCUGGAUAAAGAUGACAAGAUCUCCCGUGAUGAGCUGUUACAGGUGCUACGCAUGAUGGUUGGCGUGAACAUCUCAGAUGAGCAGCUGGGCAGCAUUGCAGACAGGACCAUCCAGGAGGCUGACCAGGACGGUGACAGUGCCAUAUCUUUCACAGAGUUUGUUAAGGUUUUGGAGAAGGUGGAUGUAGAACAGAAAAUGAGCAUCCGGUUUCUUCACUAAAGGACACAGACCAGACUAUUCCUUGCUGUCUAGUAUUUAAGAACUGGAACUUCAAGAGUCCUCCUGUCCACCUGCCCCACCUUCACCCCAGCGCUCCCCUUCUCCCGAAGUCCCACUGCUGUUGCAUGAUGACCCCAAGUGUCUGCCCAGCCAGACCCGCCUUGUGUGUAAACCUGCCUUACGGAAGGGAACUCCCAGUGUCUCUCUGCUCGGUAGCUGCCCACCACCUCUUUCUCAGCACCGCCUUUCCCUCUUCUGCUGUGAAACGUCUCAAUCCAUCCAGCCUGAGAAGGUGAGGGGGCCUCACGCUCAGAGUGGCCCGCACAGCUCUCGCUGGGUGGAGAUGUGGCCGUGCGGCCUUCCCUGCAGCGAGGUUCCAGCAUUCUGUGUCCUUGUGUGCAUCCUUGGCUUUCUGUUUCCCUGUCUCCCAGCCUGCCUUUCAGCCUCCCGGCUUUGUACGGAUCCUCACAGUUCCCCCUCUUCUACCUGGCACCCCACGCUAUGCCUGUUAAUCUCUUUCUGACUUGGCAGGAUGGUUCAGUGGUCUGGUGGUUUUUAUCUACCUUCCCUCUGAAAUGGGUCUCUGGGAUGCUGCCUUCUAGGGGCUUUCAGGAACCAACACUUCUUUUGUAAGAAUGUGACCCUCUCUUGUCGCUUGCACUGUUCUGUCAUCAAAGGGCUUCUGGGUAGAAAGUUCCCUGAAAGGUCACUUUGGUGGCUUGUCCAGGUCGCUCUACCUCUGGCUUCUGAUUCUCAGCUUACGAACCAACACAGCUCUGGUGAGUGUCGUGCUGAGUAUUCAGAAAGUAGUCAUAGUUCCGCAGAUCUGCUUAGCUUUGGGUCACCGUCACCACCAGAACGGCUGUGCAGACAGUUGCUGGGACCGCCUCACGGCUCUUUGAUCCACAAAACAAGGCACCUGGCACCUCCCCACUCAUACCGCGGCAUGGCAUAUGCGGCGGUGUGACGACACUGGAAGGUUUCUCCCUUCACAUUUCCAAGUAGAGCGACUAGUGUCACGGAAGUGCCUAACUUAUCCCAGGCCAAGAGAAUUAAGGAUCAGCUUCAGUGUCCUGAAGUUCCGCGCAAAAUUCUUCAUGAAUUUUACACUUGGCAAGUUGUUAAUGCGGAAGCCAUAGUCAGCUCCUACUACAGCCCAAAGCAUUGAGUGUAUUGUCUUAGCUGCCUGGUUACGUGACCUUCCUGGCUCCUAUCUAGACCAUUGCUAAUCCCUUGGGGACAAGGGGUCCGGCACUAGUGGCAUUUAGGUCAUCGAGAGUGAGCCAGGGCAACUUCUCUGCCAAAGCCAGCUUAGACCCAUCGGGCCGUGGCCGUCUUUUCUUGUGAGUCCCUUCAUCCAUACAUCUGCCCUUGGCUGACUUUCUGUGCCUGGCUGCUUGCUUGUUGCCCUUGCUCUCCAAGGUGUGCAAACAACUCUUUAGGGGAGGAACUUCUAAAAAAAUACCAGUGCAAAGGGCUGGACAAAGGUAGGGAACAGGAGUGGCCAGGCUGGACGGCGUAAGUAUAAAUGCAUGGGGAACUCUUCAUGAGGUAUCAGUCUGGCUUCAUGAUCAAAGUGAAGUAAUAGAAUUAUAGAAAAGGGAAGAACUGUCUAAUAGUGGCCUGUUAGAGAGGAGUCUGGAGCUCCUUGGUUUGCAUAUUUAAAGUUCCUAAGAUUAUGGCUUUUCCCCUCUUUGGCUGUAGAGCAAACUGUUUUAAUCCACAGUUGUGCCUUACUGUCCCAUUAAAACUGUAUUGUUCAAUUCGUCAAUAAAUACUUGUGGUUAAAACAAAA
This is a messenger RNA of Chinchilla lanigera (long-tailed chinchilla), 2497 nucleotides long. It is a transcript of the gene Chp1, whose product is annotated as calcineurin-like EF-hand protein 1. Bases 115 to 702 code for a protein of 195 amino acids. Gene Ontology annotation, molecular function: calcium ion binding. The transcript is spliced from 7 exons. The record is from RefSeq and is a predicted model, not a curated record. NCBI's taxonomy places the organism in Eukaryota, Metazoa, Chordata, Mammalia, Rodentia, Chinchillidae.